CUCAUUCUCGCCCGUCGUUUUCCCACACUCCCGAGGCAUCCUACCCAUCCCGCAUCGUCAUCGCCAUCAUCAUCACCAUCACCGGUUACGACGACCGCACAGCCAGCGGCCAACUUCCACGAUUCUUUUUCCCAUCAUCCGCCCGCGUGUCGGCUCUCCGCCUUCCCGUCCCGUCCCGUCCCGUCCCAUCGCAGGCAGAAAGAGAGCCAUAGACGCGCGUUUGCGAGGGUGCGGUCCAGUGCGCGAACAGGACAGACAGGCGACGGAAGGAUGCUGCGCGCUCGACGGCACUGAAAACCCCGAACCGGACAAAGAUUCUCCUUCCUUGUCCUGCUCACCACGCUGUCGCCGCGGGUUACCCGUCCGCCGCAAGCCGGCCGCCCUCUUGCGAUUACCUCCACUCUUCUUGCAUCACCACCACCACCACCACCACCACCACCGCUGCCGCCACCAUGUCCGGGAUGCCGAAGCCGAAGCCUCCAGCGCAGCAGCAGCAGAAGCAGCAGCGCCCGACGGCAGGCCAAAUCCUCAGCCUGCCGCCGCAGUGGCUCGCCAUGUACGACGACUUCAUCACUAAGAACGCUGGCCAGGUGUCGCAGAUUGAGAGCGCCCUGCGGAGCUUGACGUACAUUAUACCCGGCCGCUUCCGCGACGCCGAAAUCGCCUCCGAGUCGAUACACUCGGGCGUCCAGCUUCUGUCCCUCUACCACGACACCCUCCUUUCCCGCGCCGUCUCGCGCCUCCCCGUCGCUCCCGUCCGCUCCGCCCACGCCCGCUACACCCGCUUCUGGGCGCACAAGAGCAAGCUCUACCGCCGCGUCGCCAUGCUUCUCCAGAUGGUCGUCUAUACCGAGUUGCUGUGUGAGAUGUCGGCCAAGCGCCGCGGCGGCGACAAGGCCCGCUGGCGCGUCGUUGUUCUCCUCGAGGCCAUCAAGGCCGUCUGCCGCCUCGUCCUGCUCCGCGUCACCCGCUCGCGGCCCCUUGUCACCCCCUGCCUGCCCGAGCGUGAACCCGUGCCCGAAGACGAUGUCGGCGACGACGACGACGACGGCCUCGCCGCCGCCGCCGCCAUCGCCUCCGACGAACAGGCUUCAUCGCGCAGCGAGAGCGAGCUUAUGGACGAGGUGGCGCCGGAAAGCGCCGCCGCCAGGGAAGUGACUGGCGGCUCGGAGAGCCAUAGGCCGCCGCCGCACGAGCGCGAAUGGACCAUGCCCAGGACCGGCAUGAGCCUCCCCUCGCUCCCCGAGCCCGGCGACAUCAGCUCGUACCUCCUCGGCCGCGUCCUCACCGCCGACGACAUCAAGCCCGCCGCCAAGCUCCUCAACACCCUUCAGGGCGCCGGGCAGGCCGCCGAGGUCCUCCACAUCCUCGCGCCCCUCGCCUACGCCGUCGCGCUCGCCCGCAGCCGCAACAAGAAGUCAUGGACGCCGUGGCUUGUGGGCCUGGCCGUCGAGUACGCCGCCCGUCAGCUCCGUGACCGCAGCCUGCGCACCACCACGCUGGAGCGCGACGAGUGGAACAAGAGGGGCUGGGCCAUGGGCUGGUGGACCAUGCGCGGCGCCUUUUACCAAAACGUCACCAAGAGCGUCGUCGGCGGCGUCACCAGGCGGAUGCCGGGCUUCAUCGCCGGCAUACUCGAGGACUACGAGUACCUGUGGGAGAACUACUACUUCAGCACGAGCGCCUGAUGACGAGGCGUCGGUUGGGCUGCUCGGUCCCCGCCUGCAGAGCAGAGCAGAGCAAAGAAAAGCAGAGCGGGGCGGUCUAUGCCCCACGGCACGCCAAUCUGUGUCGUUGAACUCCCAUGACCUCACCCUGCAGUCUCUGGCCCGGCAAGCAACCUUUUUUUUUUUCUCUCCCGGUCCCCCGUGUCUGCUGUCGCGCCGAGGGGUUGGGUCGACGUGAUGGCGUUGUCGACACAUUGGUACAUGGCGUCGUUGGUGAAACAGCCGACUUCUCGAUUCGGCUACGCACCUUGGGUAGCUCAAAGUUCAGACUUCGGGGCCCGUGGCGGUGCCCGGCCAAGCCCGACGGUGACAGGGCAAGGUAGCACUCGUCGGAUCGGCCAAGGCGCGAUGCGAUGGGCUGUGCACGGCGCCGCGAGGAGGAGGAGAUGCUAGAUCCCUGACACUACCGAUAACCGUGGGCGGGCGGGCCUGCGGGACCCCCCUCCUUUCGACCUCGGCGAUGUUGGAGAGCGCCUUUGCUCGCCGCGUCGGCAUCUGCCGCGCGCAGGCCCCCAAACCCAGGUCCAGGUCCGGGGAGUCUGGACGGGCAUGAAGCACGGCACACGAGAUGCGGCUGUCCUUCCUGGACGCCGAACCCGAGGCAGCAGCAGCAGCAGCAGCUUCUACUACUACUAUUACCACGGGGGAGGACCCUGCGUCGCGGGGAGAAAGGGGGGGGGGGGUGGGAGGAACACACGCAGAUAAGAGCAUCCAGGUAUAUUCUCUGCGUACGAAGUACAGUACGUACGCGGGUGUGCUAUGUAAAGCAAGGUUUCCCCUAAAGUCGAUCAGGUUUUGGCCCCCAGACCUGGACGAGGACGACGGCCGAACUGGUGGGAUCACGGGCACUGGGCAUGCAUGGUUCAUGGAUUGAUUAGUAUGGCGAAGCGGCACGGCGGGCGACGGCAUCGAUCCGAGUUGGUGUGGGCAGCGUUCUCCCUCGUGUGUGCUCGCACGCCCAUCCAUGUAUGUCUCUCUCUCUCUCUCUCUCUCUCUCUCUCUCUCUCUCUCGCGCGCGCGCUCGCCCCGCGCCGCGCCGCGGCUGAGGCGAGACGUCUGCAACGCGAACCCCCCCCCUUGCUGGGCCGCCUGUACAUACGUAUACAUAUUACACAUUACACGCAUAUACAU
Purpureocillium takamizusanense is the source of this 2858-nucleotide messenger RNA. RefSeq lists its product as uncharacterized. Gene Ontology annotation, biological process: peroxisome organization. The record is from RefSeq and is a predicted model, not a curated record. The transcript has 2 exons. Bases 453 to 1688 code for a protein of 411 amino acids. Lineage: Eukaryota; Fungi; Ascomycota; Sordariomycetes; Hypocreales; Ophiocordycipitaceae. Gene Ontology annotation, cellular component: peroxisomal membrane.